AUGGCGAACAACCAGGAUCCCAGCAAUGUCGACGACAGCGACGUCAAGGAGGAGGAAAUCGGAAGUCCGCCUGACCCAACCGGUACCUACCAAAUACCGUCGGGGGCUACGGAUCUGUGUUCUGAGGCCGUAAAUUAUUUCUCCCAGUUUCCGUCUGACCAGUUUGGGCCGGAACAUAGCUUCAACCCUCACGUUAGUCGGCCAACCUAUGUCAACCAACCUUCCUCCGCGUUACCUCUCUCGUCCUACAAGGCAGAAGAUCGUGCGCAUGAGUCAAGCCAACCCGACGUGGCUCAGUGGAGUACUCAGGGUUUUAACCCGUUCGUAUCUGGGUUCGUCGAUGAGGAGCUGAACCGUAACAUCGCAGGCGGAUCCGUCUUUGAGCAAGGUUCCAUCCUUGGGGAGUCAGGGAGAACAUAUCAUAGUUACAAAGGUGACAUCAGUGGAUAUCUGCUCCCAAACGACCCUGCAGAACAGGAUCGUCUUGACCUUCAACAUGCCAUGAUGACCUACCUCUGGGACGGACGACUUACAUUGGCCCCCUUGCCUCGUGCCCCGCGGCUUGUACUCGAUUUAUGCUCUGGAACUGGCAUCUGGCCCCUGGAGUUCGGGAGAGCAAAUCCAACGUCGUUUGUUGUAGGAGUUGACCUCAGCAAGAUCCAGCCAGUUCCCGACGUGCCUAAUUGCCUCUUCGAGAGAAUGGACUGUGAGGAUGACUGGAUGUGGAGUCACCGCUUUGACUACAUCCACAUUCGCAUGAUAGCUGCUGCUAUCCGUGAUCCACAACGGCUGAUCCGGCAGGCCUUUCAGUAUCUUAAUCCAGGUGGAUGGAUCGAGAUGGGAGACGCGUAUGCGGACCUUCUGUCAGAAGAUGGGCCCGAUCGUGACGAUAGAGUCGAAGGAUCGUAUCUCAAGCGCUAUUAUGACGCGUGUGCCGCUGGUGCCGCUGUAUAUGGUGUGGAUACUCAUAAAGCCCAACAUUACAAGCCGUGGCUAGAAGAGGCCGGGUUCACUGAAGUAAAAGAAGAAAAGUUCAAGGCACCCUGUGGUCCAUGGCCGAAAGACCCUAAGGCGAAGAAGGUGGGCCAAUGGAUGCAAGCCAACUAUCUUUCGGGGCUGCGUGGAGUUGGAUACAAAAUGAUGAGGAAUGCCGGCAUGUCUCCAAGUGAGAUAGACGAGUUCAUUACAUCGGCGAGGGACGAGCUCACACGGAGCCGAAUCCGUGGUUAUACACCCUGGUACGCCGUUUAUGGUAGGAAACCGUUUGACUCAGAGGUGGCCACAAUCGGCAGCUUGAUAUCGUCGUUUUAUGGUGUGACGUGA
This is a messenger RNA of Neoarthrinium moseri, 1323 nucleotides long. RefSeq lists its product as uncharacterized. NCBI's taxonomy places the organism in Eukaryota, Fungi, Ascomycota, Sordariomycetes, Amphisphaeriales, Apiosporaceae. Gene Ontology annotation, molecular function: methyltransferase activity. The record is from RefSeq and is a predicted model, not a curated record. Bases 1 to 1323 code for a protein of 440 amino acids. The transcript is spliced from 4 exons.